Messenger RNA from Vitrella brassicaformis, 6076 nucleotides. The record is from the annotation of a GenBank genome assembly. NCBI's taxonomy places the organism in Eukaryota, Vitrellaceae.
CUUGAGUGUGAAUCUCCGCUGGUGAGCAACAGCACUGGUGUGGGGUGACCCUUUGUUUUUUCAGUUCGACCGUGAUCGACCGUUUUGUCUGACCGCACGCCUUCCGUCUGAGAGAGACGACGACCGUGCUGAAGUGUCAGCCCGAUUCGCGGACAACACGCGAGUUAAACACAACAACCAACCAACCAACCAAGCAGCGAGAGAUCCAAUGUCGUUGAGCGAGUAUGAGGUGGUGGCCACGAGUCCCGAGGCCGUACGACUUCGUGUCAUUCGUCCUGACGACAUCCCCGAGCACAGCGAGCCGCUAGAUCCGCAGGCAGUCGAGAGCGCGCGACAGAUCCUCGAUGAAGUCAAGAAGGCGGGGAGAGCGGCGGUAGUCAAGUAUGCGCUCAAGUUCGGGGACAUCGGCAGCGACAGCGAGAGGCUCAUCUACACGCGGGAGGAUCUGAAGGACGCCUAUGAGGGCCUUCCUGGUACGCAGCAAGGGCUGCUCAUGCGGGUGGCGUCGCGGAUCCGACGGUUCGCUGAAGCGCAAAGGGCUUCGGUCAAUGCAAUGCAGGUGAGAUGUUGAUAGACAAGACAAACUCAAAUGGACGCACGUUCGUUUGAUCUGCAGAUAUCCGUUCCGGGGGGCUUUGCGGGUCAGUCUGUGGUGCCCGUCGAAGCAGCAGGGUGCUAUGCGCCCGGAGGCAGAUACCCACUCCCCUCUUCUGUCCUGAUGACGGCCAUCACUGCUCGAGUGGCAGGAGUCAGCCACGUUGUGGUCGCUUCCCCUAAGCCGUCUGCCGUGACGAAAGCCACAGCAUACAUCGCUGGCGCAGAUGCAUUGCUGGGCAUUGGCGGUCCCGCAGCAAUUGGUGCGCUGACGUAUGGCGUGACCGAUCUUGGUGUCCCUCCUUGCAACGUCAUCGUGGGACCCGGCAACAAGUACGUAGCUGCGGCCAAGGGGCUGGUCAACGGCACGGUCGGCAUCGACAUGAUCGCUGGACCGUCUGAGCUGCUAGUCAUCUCUGACGAGAAGGCCGACCCGAGGUGAGGAGAAGCGAGGGCUGAGAUAUCUCCACAUGUCGUGCUCUUUGUUCCAGAGUGGUUGCGAGUGACUUGUUGGCUCAAGCAGAGCACGACACGGUUGCCCGUGUGGUGCUCGUGACGACCUGCGCCUCCCUCAUCCCGGCUGUGGAACAACAACUCACGCAACAACUGGCGGUGAGAAACAGGAAAACGCCAAGGGUGUUUCUCACCCGUGGUAGUGUCUUUCAGGUAUUGCCAACUCGCGACGUGGCCUCGGAGGCGUUGAAAAACUCCUUCUGUCUGUUGGCCGGCUCGACUGAGGAGGCCAUUGACAUCGCCGACAAGAUCGCACCGGAACACCUCGAGGUCAGGAGACGCUAUAAAGGGACACUUAGCUCAUACGUGCCUUUAAUACAGCGAGCGACUCGGUUGCGUUGUGCAGGUGGUGACAGAGGACGCCGAGGGUGUGUCUCGUCGCCUGAAGAACUACGGUGGCCUGUUCAUUGGCAACAGUGCAGCGGAGGUGCUGGGCGACUACGGCAUCGGACCCAACCACACCCUUCCCACAUCAGGGACGGCCAAGUACACAGGUGAGUGAAGUGUUCGGUGGUACACAAUUUGAUGUGGCUCUGUGUGGCUGCCUGCCUCUGCAGGUGGCCUGUCUGUCUUCAACUUUUUGCGGAUACGGACGUGGCUGAACAUUCAUGACUUGCACGACCCAACCUGCCAGCAGGCAGUCAGGUGAUGUGUAUACGGUGCAGGCGGCGCAUACCGAACAUCGAUGCGUUUCCGCUUUGCAGGGACUCAGUUGACUUGGCCGAGCUGGAGGGCCUGGUCGGCCACUCACGAUCAGCCCGAUGCCGCCUGACGAACCAGUCGUCCCUCACCCCCCCUGCACCUUCUAUCCGGGUGCAGCAGAGCGAGUCGCCUACCCCAGACACACAGGUUACUAGCGCAUCUCUCUCACAACUAGAUCACCUAGCAGACACAAACGCUGGAAAACUACAGGUAAAGCGGCAGGCAGAUUGACGCACAUCCGCACAUGAAAUGCAUGCGCAAAGAAGGGAGUCUGUGCAUCCAUGUGUGGUUGUGUCUGGUGUCAGCGCUUGAUCCGUCCGGACGUGGGCAGCUUGAUGGCCUACACCCCCGUCAAGCCCCUCGAUGUGGUGGCUGAGGAGAUAGGCGUGCCCAUCGACGACCUCUGCAAGCUAGACGCCAAUGAGAACAUAUACGGCAUACAGUCAGACGUCGUGCACCAAAUUAUGGUAAGACAGAUGCAGUUGCGUACGAUGGCUGUUGUUCCUCUGCGUUUGUCUCUCUGUUCAGGCCAGCAGUCGUGCAAUGCACAUUUAUCCCGACCCCGACCAAAAUGCACUCAGGGACAUGCUCAGCAAGUUCACAAAAAGGUAUCAGCAGAUGCAGUUCCGAGUACUCUUGCCUUCAAAUUGAUAUGUAUUGUGCACAUGCAGGCCUCGUGAGGAGAUCGUGUGUGGUGCCGGCGCUGAUGACAUGAUCGACCUGAUCAUCAGGAUAGUGCAUCCACGGAAGAUUGUCAUCCCGACACCGACAUUCCCCAUGUUCAAGUUCUUCGCACUCAUUCUUCGGUGACUUCUGAUCAAUCACGUACAACAGGCACAACCACAUCUCACUGCCAAUGCCUGUGUGCUGCAGCUGCGAGGUUGUGGAGGUCCCCCUUUCCCCCCCUCCCUCGUUCUCUCUGCCCCUGCAGCAGAUGCUCGAAGAGAUCCGGAGAGGAGCAUCGCUGGUCUUUGUCGCGUCCCCAAACAAUCCCACUGGCAAAUCUGUGGCGCGAGCGCAACUGGAGACACUACUGAAGGAGGAGUGCAUUGUCGUUGUCGACGAGGCAUACAUCGAGUUUUCCGACAAGGGUGAUGUCACUGAUAUGAUGGACAAGUGGGUCACGAGACAAUGGAUCGGUCUGAGGAAUAGAAGACCUUUCUUCGAUGCGUCCCUUGUUGUGUGCAGGUACCCGAACUUGGUGAUACUGCGCACUUUCUCAAAGUGGGGUGCAAUGGCCGGCCUGCGAUGCGGAUACGGUCUCUUCCACCCACUACUCGCGGACAGAAUCAGACAGGUCAGUGGCGAGCUCGGCAAUAUGGAUAUGAAUCGCGACAGUUGCUCUGUUGUUAUCAGAUCAAGAUCCCCUACAACGUGAGCGUCGCAGCCGAGUCAGCUGCACGGGCAUCGCUGCAGCACUUCGAGGUGCUCGCGCAGCAGAUCGACCGCAUCAAGGCCGAGCGUUACCGACUGCUGUCCAUCAUCAAGUCCUCCCCGCAGCUGCACUUCCUCCAUCCGUAUGACAGCGACACCAACUUCAUCCUCUGCAAGGUGGAUCCAGGCAGCGCAGAAGGCCUAAGGGAUCAACUGAGGAAGAGAGGCGUGCUCGUCAGGUGAGGCCGCAGAUACAGUGUCAACGGGUCGACGUUUUGUUGGUGUCCUCAGGUACUACGCGACAGGCAUGCUCAAGAACUUCAUUCGUAUCAGCUGCGGUCGACCUGAGGACACGGAUCGCCUCAUUCGUGAGCUGUGUACGCUGCCUCUAUUCGCGUCGGAAGGGGGACUGCCCCUGCCUCCACAGAUUCCCCCAAAACCACUCAAAACGACGCCCACGGGUCAGCAGAAAAUAAAGAAAGGGCAUGGGAGACGGUCACUUUCAUCUUUGUUUUUCCAGCUUUGUUGUUUGACAUGGAUGGGGUCCUUGCUGACGUGUCCCAGUCGUACAGAAAGGUUAGCAAGAUGCACUUCCUCCGCAAGUGACAGUCUCCACUCACGUGCCAAUGCUUGUCCGCUCCAGGCCACUCUCUUGGCAGCCGAGAAGUACGGGGCCAAGUGCAGCAGUGAGGACAUAGUGGCCAUGAAACGACAGGGCAACGCAAACAACGAUUGGAUACUCACGCAAAGGCUCAUCAAGUCGAAGACGGAGCGAGAGGUCAGAUCUAUUGGUGGGACGGGUAGACGUGCGAUGUCAGAUUUCCAUCGCCUGGUGCAGGUUCCUUACGAUGACGUGGUGGCAUCGUUCCAAGAGUACUACAACGUCGCCAAGGCGAGCGAGAAGUGCAUCAUCCCCUUACCUGUAUUGGAAAGCCUGAGGGCGCAAGGCACGCUGCUGGCCGUCGUCACGGGCAGACCAAGGUACACGAGGGAGGGUAGUACAUUGAUAGACGUAUGGAUGCACGGUCGGUCAUGAUGCAUCAAUCCUUAUCCUAUACCGACUCGACAGAAUGAGGUCCAUACAUUCGACACUUUGCCUGAACGAAUGACUAUGUUACACAUCAUGAAUGCCGCCACAGCCAAGAUGCAUACAGUCAAAGUUUUUUUGUGUGUUCUUUAGGACCGAGGCUGAGUAUUUUCUGAGCGAGCAUGGGCUGCGUGGGGUAUUCUCCGUCAUUGUGACAAUGGAGGACGGACCCCCCAAGCCCGACCCUGGACCCGUGCUUUUGGUGAGUCUUCGGAGGGCAGGAUGCGUUGGCGUCUGACCACGUGAUUGCAUGUAAUCUCCUUUCUCUGUAGGCCCUGGACCACCUGGGCUUGGUGUCGUCGGGCAUCGAGGGUUGGGUUGGGAUGAUCGGCGACACACCUGACGACAUCCGCAGUGCAGUGGCGGCACACAAGCACCUCCAGCAGCAGUCCUCUUGUGCGAUCGAUGUCAUGGGCAUGGGGGUGCUGACUCCUGAGGAAGCACAGAAGGACAGGUAGCCUCCGGGCGCGAGGAGGGUGACAGCACACAUGCAUGCACGUGUUUUCCAUGCUUCAGGUCGCAUCGCAUAGCUGCAACUGACUGUCUGGUUGAGGCCGGGGCAGUGCGCGUAGCCAGGACAUACGAGUAAGCACAGGAAGAAGAGGAUAGCGACUAGCUGAGAUGGUGCCAAACUGAUCCACACGUAUAUGAUAUUGCGUUGCAGUGACUUGUUGCCCUACAUUUUGCCCACCACCAGCUCCCCGCCGCUGGUUCACAGUCACGACGUCUCUGGUGCCGCCGGCUUCACUGACCGUCAGAGCAUGCGUAUCGGGGAGGUGUCGCGGACGACCAAAGAGACCAAGAUAUCCUGCCGUGUGUGCCUUGGUGGGUCGGGCAAGGCGGACGUCAACACUGGUGUGGGCUUCUUCGAUCACAUGCUGCAGCAGCUCGCCAAGCACGGACGCUUUGACAUCAGGUGAAUGAUAAAGAAGACAGCGAGACAGUGUGUGAGCACGAAGGAAAUCCUGUGUGCAGCCUCAAUUGCGCGGGUGAUCUGCACAUUGACGACCAUCACACUGUGGAGGACUGUUCGAUCGCACUCGGCACCUGCUUUGACAAGGCACUGGGUAGUCGCGGUGGCAUCAACCGGUUCGGCACGGCUUACGCGCCUCUUGACGAGAGCCUGGCACGAGCAGUGGUGGACCUGUCGGGCAGGGGACACUCGGAAGUGCACAUACCUUUCGAGCGGGAAAAGGUGCGGGAAGGAAUCGUAUCUACCCUCGCCCCACAUAUCUGCUGUUCUCCUUCGAAGGUCGGCACGUUGUCGACGGAGAUGGUGAGCCACAUUUUCUAUUCUCUGGCCAGCGCCAUGAAGGCCACCAUCCACAUCGAUCUGAUUCGGGGUGUCAACACGCACCACAAGGUAGACGGCAUGAAAUGCAACAGCCGCACCAGACGACCAUUGCCUUUGUCAUCCCAACCUUCACUAUUCCUUGCGCAGGUCGAGUGCAGCUUCAAGGCAUUCGCUCAAGCAUUGCGGACAGCCUGCUCCAUAACGAGAGCGGCAACAGACAUCCCGUCAACAAAGGGAAUGCUGUGACUUUCUAUGAAUCGUGAUGGAGUAUUGCAUGUGGAUUUGAGUAUGGGACACGAUCUAUAGCUGCAAAUGGUGUGCCUCUCGUCGUAUCGAGUCGUAUCGUUGAUGGGGGUCCCCGACUCCAUCGUGUCAGUAUCCUCUGUAGUGCCAUCAAGUAGGUUGCUCCCGGAUUGAGAGACGUUGCCGACAAAACAGGGGGAGGGGGGGACAAGGCCAUGCUGUGAACACUUUUCUGCCGCAUGUUACCAGAUUUCCUGAGUGUCUUUUAC